This is a messenger RNA of Triticum aestivum (bread wheat), 3359 nucleotides long. RefSeq lists its product as uncharacterized. Lineage: Eukaryota; Viridiplantae; Streptophyta; Magnoliopsida; Poales; Poaceae. The coding region runs from base 120 to 521 and encodes 133 amino acids. The record is from RefSeq and is a predicted model, not a curated record. The transcript is spliced from 3 exons.
GACAAUUAUAAUCGUCGGCCCAACCAGAUCUUCCCCAAAUCGAACCCUCGUCCACAAUCCACAUAGCCUCCUCCGCCGCCCCCCUCCUCCGCCGACCUAGGCGACCCCCAGCGGCGUCGAUGGCGCCCGGUGCGGCGAGGUCGACGCCGCCUCCCUCUCCAGCACCAGACCCCAGGAGGGAAGGGAGCCCCCUUCAUCGUGCUGCGAGCGUGGCGACCACAAGCACUAGAGGAAGCCGUGCUUCUUGCCUCCUCUGUCGUCUCAGGGUCGUCGUCCCACCACCAGGCUGUGGCGCGCACAGAUCCCCAUCACGGCAUCCUCCACUCCGACGGCAGGAGCGGUGCGUGCUCCUCACUAUGCUGGCACACCACGCUGCUCAGAUGUCAGAUCCGUCACGGUGGACUCGAUACAGCCUUGCUCCAGAUGUUUUUGGUUUCUUACUAUUUUGUUGGCUGCUCGGAGGGGACGAGGCUGUUAGACUUUUUGGUAUGAGGCAACUGGGCAAGAAGGAAGUAGAAUGAGGCUGCACCCCUUGAAAGUAGAAGGAAUCCUCUGCCCUAAGAAAGAACAUGGAAAGAGCACUCCUGGGAAAAAGAAGUAAACUACAAUCUUGCAAAUGAACAAAGAAACAGAACCUUGCUCACAAAAUUUCGCGUGAGUGGUAACAUUUCUCUUCACACGUAUAAUCUGAUUUUCAACACUUCAAUUAGAAACUGCACGAUUGGAGACACUGAGUCAUCACAUUGGCUAAUACAAGUGAUUUUUUUCUCUAGAAUACGCACAAGCAUGUGUAUCAUAUGUUAAAUUGUUAAUAGAAGAAAGAGGUGGAGAGCCCCAUCCACGUUUUUACAUCCACGGCCUUAGGCCCAAGGUUCACCACACGGAUUACUCAAGAACUACCCGCCCCGCCUAUACAACCUAGCAAACAGCCCCGAGACCUCUCCACGCAAGAGUCCCGCUACAUGCCAUGCUAAUACAAGUGAUUUAUUUGAGAGGAACACAAGUGACCUUUACCUUAGUUAUGCCAGCUCUAUUUUCUUUCAGAAAAUCCUUUUUAUGGAUUGAUGGUGGGACUUGGGAGCCACAUAUACAUGCGUGGAGGCUUCUCUCUUUGCAUAAUUUUGUUCUAGAUGCUUAUACUUUUUUCCUCUUAACUGGGGGCUGUUUCAAAAAGGAAGCACCUCAUGUGUAAAAAUUGGCUGACCUGCCGUUUACUAUUUACCAUUUUCUAUACAGCCUGAAUGUACUGGAAGGAACAACAUUUGUGAGUUUAUAAUCAGCUGUAGUAAUCUUGCUAUAGAUAUAUACACACUGAAAGUCUGAAAACAUGCUAGUAAAAGCUACUUGCUUUGAAAGCAGCAUUAUGGUUUAUAUUCAGUCAGAAUUAAAUAUUCAAUAUUGCUAGAUGAACCAUGCUCUCAUUCAGACAAUGGAGUGGGACUGCAAUGCCAUUGAAUUGAGUGUAAAUAUUCAAUUCUUUUAUUUAAAUUGUCAGUGAGAGGGAGAGACAGAGAGUUUGUUUCUGUAACACUAACACCACUUAGUUUGUUGAAAUACUUUCCUAGAGCGAUGUAAGUUCACAUAGGUGCCAUAAUCCUUGCUUAAACUUUCAUACUCUAGAAUACAAAAUAAUAUUUGUAUGCUUUUGCAGUUUGCACUAUAAGUGUUAUUUCCAGGAUAAAAAAUUCUUCUACAACCAAACACGACUAAUAUAUCUCUGAUGUGUUCGAUAUAGAUUUGUAGCUUGUAUCAUUUACGUAUGGUAUCCAUUUUUUAAUUUUAUAUGUAUAUAGGUUGUUCAUUAACUGGUUGUUGCGCAAAUUUGGGUAUGGGCUGCUGCAUUCUGUCGAGUUAAGAUUGACCAAGUCUAGCUGAGUAGUAGACUAAAGAAAUUAUAUUUACAAUAUUGCAUUCUUUCAACUAAAAGGAGAAGUUUACUCAGUCAAAUGCUCACUCAUGCUAAUUUGGAGGCUUAAAAACUCUAUGACUCCUCUAACAAUUAGAACGCUUAUGAAGAGAAUAUGUAGGAGACAUAGAUGUAUAUGCGGAAGGACAUUCAAGGAAUCUUGUGUCAUGCUAAGAUCUAUGUUUAGACAUAUCAUGCUUCUAUUUUUAUGAUCCAAAGGAGGAGAGACAUGAACAAUUAUUUACAAAAGCUUAGCAGUAUAUAUUGAACUGACAUGGAUACAUGUUUCAGUAUCAGGCCGAUACAGAUACGUAAAUUUGUCAUUUUAAUAAAAGCGCCAAUACGGGCACACAUUUUUCAGCUUGUUUUAUGCUAAUACAGCUUGAUCCAUUGCAAUCUCACUUAAUGCAUUAAGAGGACCAGAGGAGCCAUCUGGAGGAGAGGAUCAGAGGAGAUGAGAUUAUGAGAGGAGAAACAAGAAGGCAGAAGAGGAAGUGAGGUUAGCUAAGGUGGUUGGCGGCUGAAUGGCUCGGUGUACAUACCUUGGUGGUUGUGCUGACCUCAACCAUAUAGCUGCCGCUAAGGAUCUAAACAUUCUAGUAUUUUACACGAAUUUGUGAAGUUCAACUUCUGAGUGUCGCGACUCAUGACUAAACAUUCAAGUUGUUAGCAUAGCAAAACUCAAUAUGUCAAAAUGAAACUACUCUUGCUUACUUGAUCAUUUCGAGUAUGAAUAUGAAACAAUGGUUAUUUAUGUCAUGUUUAUACAUAUCUUGAACUGUACUGGAAGGUAUCAAUGUUUGUGAAUUCAUACUCAGCAGCAAUAAUAUUGCUAUAGAUACACAGGGGAAGUUUGAAAACAUGCAGUAGAAAUACAUGGCAACUACCAUAUGUAGCUGUAUGCUACUUGCUUUGAAAACAUCACUAUGAUUUGCUUCUUUGCCUGCCAAAUGAUUAUUAUGCCAGUAUGUAUUUUCUAUGUGAUAUUAUGUCCAUUUUUUUGUGCUGCAGUAUAGAUCAUUUAACAAAGUUAUUACCUUAUAGCAGUUGUACCAUCUUGUCUGUUCAGGUUGGCAUCACCACUAGAAGAUCUUCAUAGUAACAACACAAUAGAUUAGUCUGAUCUUCAGAGCAUUGCAAGUUUGGUGACUCUUCUGCUGGAGACAUGUGGCCCUCUUCAAGUAAUGCAGAUUCACAGGAUAGUGCUGAGAAUGGUAUUCAAAAGACAUCCCAUGAAUAUGGUAAUGUACUAAUGUCAUCCAACAAACGGCUGAGCAGAAAAUGUGAUAAUGCCAUUGUCUUAUUGGACAUGGUUGUAGCCAUGAGUCAAGCUCAAACAGUUGGUGUAACUUAGUUGUAAAUUAUGUUAAUUGAUGUGGUUGGAUGCUACUGAACAAAUGUAUGUUGAAAUGUUGAAAUUUUAGUAUGAAAGUGUUUGGGGUGUGCUAUUGAA